Messenger RNA from Pogoniulus pusillus (Red-fronted tinkerbird), 7706 nucleotides. RefSeq names its product sodium channel protein type 2 subunit alpha-like. Gene Ontology annotation, molecular function: protein binding; voltage-gated sodium channel activity. The coding region runs from base 46 to 6027 and encodes 1993 amino acids. The record is from RefSeq and is a predicted model, not a curated record. Gene Ontology annotation, cellular component: axon; plasma membrane; voltage-gated sodium channel complex. The transcript has 27 exons. Lineage: Eukaryota; Metazoa; Chordata; Aves; Piciformes; Lybiidae. Gene Ontology annotation, biological process: membrane depolarization during action potential; neuronal action potential; sodium ion transmembrane transport.
CUUGUACAAAAGCCUAAAAGCAUUUAAAGUUUGCAGAAUGAAAAGAUGGCACAGGCAAUGCUGGUACCACCAGGAUCUGACAGCUUCUUCUAUUUCACCAAAGAAUCUCUUGCAGCUAUUGAAAAACGUAUUGCUGAUGAAAGGUCUCAUUGUGACAAAGAUGAGCAUAAAGAUGAUGGUGGUCAUGAAGAAAAUCACCCAAAACCAAGUAAUGACUUGGAGGCAGGAAAGACACUGCCAUUUAUUUAUGGUGAUAUUCCUCCAGGAAUGGUUUCUGAGCCCUUGGAGGACCUGGAUCCAUAUUACAUCAAUAAAAAAACAUUUAUAGUAUUGAAUAAAGGAAAGACGAUCUUCCGGUUCAGCGCCACACCUGCCUUGUACCUUUUCUCUCCUUUCAAUAUUAUUAGAAGAAUAGCUAUUAAAAUUUUGGUUCAUUCAUUAUUCAGCAUGCUCAUUAUGCUCACUAUUUUGGCAAACUGUGUAUUUAUGACCUGGAGUAACCUUCCAGAAUGGACAAAGAAUGUAGAGUACACCUUUACUGGAAUUUAUACUUUUGAAUUUCUGGUAAAAAUCCUUGCAAGAGGCUUCUGUAUAAAUGAUUUUACUUGCCUCCGUGACCCCUGGAACUGGCUUGAUUUUAUUGUCAUUUCCUUUGCGUAUAUAACAGAAUUUGUAAACCUAGGCAAUGUUUCAGCUCUUCGAACUUUCAGAGUAUUGAGAGCUUUGAAAACUAUUUCUGUAAUCCCAGGCUUGAAGACUAUUGUUGGAGCCCUAAUCCAGUCAGUGAAGAAGCUCUCAGAUGUAAUGAUUUUGACUGUGUUUUGCCUGAGUGUAUUUGCACUAAUAGGACUGCAGCUGUUCAUGGGGAAUCUGAAGAAUAAAUGCUUGUUUUGGCCAGCAGAAAAUUCCUCAUCUUUUGAAAAAUACCUAGCUCCGUACUUUAAUGAUACAGUGUUUGAUUGGACAGCAUACAUUGAGAAUGAAAAUAAUUUCUAUCGCAUAGAAGGACAAAAGGAUUAUCUGCUUUGUGGCAAUAGCUCAGAUGCAGGUAAAUGUCCAGAACAGUUUAUCUGUGUGAAAGCUGGCAGAAACCCCAACUAUGGAUACACCAGCUUUGACACAUUCAGUUGGGCUUUCUUAUCGCUCUUUCGGCUGAUGACACAGGACUACUGGGAAGAUCUUUAUCAGCUGACUCUACGAGCUGCUGGCAAAACAUACAUGAUUUUUUUUGUUCUAGUCAUUUUUCUGGGUUCCUUCUAUUUGAUUAACUUGAUUUUGGCCGUGGUUGCUAUGGCCUAUGAAGAGCAGAAUCAAGCAACUAUGGUUGAAGCAGAACAGAGGGAAGCAGACUUGCAGCAGAUGCUUGAACAGCUGAGGCGGCAGCAAGAAGAAGCUCAGGCAAUAGUAGCAGCUGCAGCCGAGAUGACCGAGUACAGCGGUGAAAGUGGGAUUGGUGGACCUUCAGAUAGUUCUUCAGAAGCAUCCAAGCUCAGCUCAAAAAGUGCCAAAGAAAGGAGAAACAGAAGGAAGAAAAGAAGGCAAAGGGACCUCUCUGAAGAGGAGGAUGACAUGAAGGUUGAAAAGCUUCCAAAAUCUGAAUCGGAUAGCAGUAUCAGAAGGAAAGGUUUCCGUUUGUCUUUUGAUGGGAACAGACUUGGUUAUGGGAAGCCUUUCACAUCACCCCAUCAGUCUUUACUGAGUGUUCGUGGCUCCCUGUUUUCUCCCAGGCGUAGCAGCAGAACAAGCCUUUUCAGUUUUAAAGAAUAUGGGAGAGACAUAGGAUCUGAAAAUGACUUUGCUGAUGAUGAACACAGCACAUUUGAAGACAAUGGGAGCAGAAGAGGUUCUUUGUUUCUGCCACGCAGACACUGUGAACGACGCAGUAGUAAUAUCAGUGAGGCCAGUAGAUCGUCAAGAAGGCCAACAAUGUUUCCAGUGAAUGGGAAGAUGCACAGCACUGUGGAUUGCAAUGGGGUGGUUUCCUUGAUGGAUGGACCACCAAGUCUGUUGUCGCCUACUGGACAGCUUCUACCAGAGGUGAAAAUAGAUAAACCAACAACUGAUGAUAAUAGCACUGCUACAGAAAUAGAAACAAAAAGGAGGCGUACAAGUUCCUAUCAAAUACCAGUGGAGCUGCUGGAGGAUCCCAGCUUAAGGGAAAGAGCUAUGAGUAUAGCUGGCAUUAUCACAAAUACAAUGGAAGAACUUGAAGAAUCCAGGCAAAAAUGUCCACCUUGCUGGUAUAAGUUUGCCCACACUUUUUUAAUUUGGGAUUGUUGGGAGCCCUGGUUAAAAGUAAAGGCUGUGGUUGAAUUGAUUGUAAUGGAUCCCUUUGUUGAUCUGGCUGUCACUGUCUGCAUAAUUUUAAAUACCUUGUUUAUGGCCAUGGAACAUUAUCCAAUGACUGACAAUUUCAGUAAUGUACUCAAAAUAGGAAAUCAGGUUUUUACUGGAAUUUUUGCAGCAGAAAUGGUUCUGAAGAUAAUUGCCAUGCAUCCUUUUUAUUAUUUCCAAGUUGGAUGGAAUAUCUUCGAUAGUUUUAUAGUUACCCUUAGUUUGGUGGAACUUUUCCUGUCCAAUGUGGAUGGAUUAUCCGUUCUCCGAUCAUUCAGACUGUUGCGAGUUUUCAAGCUGGCAAAAUCUUGGCCGACAUUAAAUAUGCUGAUAAAAAUCAUUGGCAACUCAGUGGGAGCUCUGGGGAAUCUGACCCUGGUGCUGGCCAUCAUCGUGUUCAUUUUUGCUGUGGUUGGGAUGCAGCUGUUUGGGAAAAGCUACAAGGAUUGUGUCUGCAGGAUCUCUGCAAACUGCAAACUUCCACGCUGGCACAUGCAUGACUUUUUCCACUCUUUCUUGAUUGUGUUUCGAGUGCUGUGUGGAGAAUGGAUAGAGACAAUGUGGGACUGCAUGGAGGUUGCUGGCCAACCCAUGUGCCUUACUGUCUUCAUGAUGGUCAUGGUGAUAGGAAACUUAGUGGUGUUGAAUCUUUUUUUGGCCUUGCUGCUGAGUUCAUUCAGUUCAGACAGCCUUUCUCGUACAGAGGAUGAUAAUGAAAUGAACAACUUACAGAUUGCUCUCGCAAGAAUUCAGAAGGGAAUAGAUAAUUUGAAGAAAAAAGCAGGUGAAUGUAUCCAAAGGUCUUGUUGGGGGAAGCAAGCUGUUGUAAAUCAAAGAACAGCAACAGAUCAGUUGAAUGAUGAGAAAGACCAUUGCAUUUCCAACCAUGCCAUCACUGAAAUAAGGAUAGAUACCAAUCAUCACAAAAAUGAGAAUGGAAUGGCUACUGUGAUAGGUGGCAGUGAUUACACAUCCUUCAUAAACAACCCAAGUCUUACUGUCACAGUCCCAAUAGCUGUUGGAGAAUCUGAUUUUGAGCAUCUAAAUACAGAAGAGUUUAGCAGUGACUCAGAUUUGGAGGAAAGCAAAGAGGUUAAUUUUUCGAGCUCAUCUGAAGGAAGCACAGUUAAUUUAGCUCUCUUUGGAGAAGAAAAAGCUGAGACAGAACCAGAAAAAGCAUCAGAGCUACAGGCUUGCUUUACAGAAGGCUGUACACAGAAGUUUAAAUGCUGCAGUGGCAGCAUGGAAAGCGCAAAAGGAAGAGUCUGGUGGAACCUUCGAAAAACCUGCUACAAGAUAGUGGAACACAACUGGUUUGAAACAUUCAUUGUCUUCAUGAUUCUUCUCAGCAGUGGAGCCCUUGCUUUUGAAGACAUCUAUAUCGAACAGCGCAAGACUGUAAAAGUCAUAUUGGAAUAUGCUGAUAAAAUCUUCACUUACAUCUUUAUUCUGGAAAUGGUCUUGAAAUGGGUGGCCUAUGGUUUUCAGACAUAUUUUACCAAUGCUUGGUGCUGGCUGGACUUCCUGAUUGUUGAUGUCUCCUUGGUUAGUUUAGUAGCUCACGCCCUCGGUUUCUCAGAACUCAGUGCAAUUAAAUCCCUCCGAACAUUGAGAGCUUUGAGACCUCUAAGAGCUUUGUCACGCUUUGAAGGCAUGAGGGUGGUUGUCAAUGCUCUUACUGGGGCGAUCCCAUCCAUUAUGAAUGUACUUCUGGUCUGCCUUACAUUCUGGCUGAUUUUCAGCAUCAUGGGGGUGAAUCUGUUUGCUGGCAAGUUCUAUCACUGUGUUAACACCACAACUGGUGAGCAGUUCACACCAGAGGAAGUCAAUAAUGCAACUAUGUGCAAAAGUCUUAUGACCUCUGCUGCGGAUGUCCGGUGGCAAAAUGUAAAAGUAAACUUUGAUAAUGUUGGAGCUGGUUACCUUUCUCUGCUUCAAGUAGCAACCUUUAAAGGAUGGAUGGAGAUCAUGUAUGCUGCAGUUGAUUCUAGAGAAGCAGGGGAGCAGCCCAAGUACGAGGACAACCUGUACAUGUAUCUUUACUUUGUUGCCUUUAUCAUCUUUGGAUCCUUUUUCACUCUAAACUUAUUUAUUGGUGUCAUCAUAGAUAACUUCAACCAACAAAAAAAGAAGCUUGGAGGUCAAGACAUUUUCAUGACAGAAGAGCAGAAGAAAUACUACAAUGCAAUGAAGAAGCUGGGAUCCAAGAAACCACAAAAACCUAUACCUAGACCAGCGAACAAAUUGCAAGGUCUGGUGUUUGAUAUUGUAACAAAGCAAGCAUUUGACAUCAUCAUUAUGGUUCUGAUCUGUCUUAACAUGGUCACCAUGAUGAUAGAAACAGAUGACCAGGGUGAACUGAUGCGAAAUAUUUUAUACUGGAUUAACUUGGUCUUUGUUGUCCUUUUCACUGGAGAAUGUGUCUUCAAACUGUUCUCACUCCGUUAUUAUUACUUCACCAUUGGCUGGAAUAUUUUUGAUUUUGUGGUUGUUAUUCUUUCAAUAGUAGGUAUGUUUCUAGCUAAAGUGAUUGAAAAGUACUUUGUGUCCCCCACUCUCUUCAGAGUCGUGCGACUUGCCAGAAUAGGUCGCAUCCUGCGCCUCAUUAAAGGCGCUAAGGGCAUCCGCACUCUGCUGUUUGCCUUGAUGAUGUCUCUUCCUGCCCUGUUCAACAUUGGGCUGCUGCUCUUCCUGGUCAUGUUUAUCUAUGCCAUAUUUGGCAUGUCCAACUUCGCCUAUGUUAAGAAGGAAGUUGGGAUUGAUGACAUGUUCAACUUUGAGACGUUUGGCAACAGCAUGAUCUGCCUGUUCCAGAUUACCACAUCUGCUGGCUGGAAUAGUUUGCUAGCUCCAAUUCUUAACAGUGGGGAGCCAGACUGUGACCCUAACAAAGUUCAUCCGGGGAGUUCUGUGAAAGGUGACUGUGGCAACCCUUCCGUUGGGAUUUUCUUCUUUGUCAGCUACAUUAUCAUAUCAUUUCUGGUAGUGGUGAACAUGUACAUUGCUGUGAUUUUGGAGAACUUCAGUGUUGCAACUGAAGAAAGUGCUGAGCCCUUGAGCGAGGAUGACUUUGAGAUGUUCUAUGAGGUCUGGGAAAAAUAUGAUCCAGGUGCAACACAAUUCAUAGAAUACAGCAAACUCUCUGAUUUUGCAGCUUCUCUGGAACCUCCUCUUAACAUACCAAAACCAAAUACAAUUCAACUUAUUGCAAUGGAUCUGCCCAUGGUAAGCGGUGACAGAAUUCACUGCCUUGACAUCUUGUUUGCUUUCACAAAGCGUGUUCUGGGGGAAAAUGAUGAGAUGGAUACCCUUAGAGUUCAGAUGGAAGAUCGGUUUAUGGCAGCCAAUCCUUCCAAAGUCUCCUAUGAACCAAUUACAACCACACUGAAACGGAAGCAGGAGGAAUUGUCUGCUACUAUCAUUCAGCGUGCUUACAGACGUCAUCUUCUAAGACAAUCGGUCAAGAAACUUUCGUUUAUGUAUCAGAAAGAUGGGGUUGAUCUGCUCAUGAGAAAAGAUAUGUUUAUUGGUAAGCUAAGUGAAAACUCACCUCCAGAGAAGAUGGAUGUAUCUGCACCCACCACAUCUCCACCUUCUUAUGACAGUGUAACAAAACCUGAAAAAGAAAAAUACGAGGAUGACAAAUCAGAGAAAGAAGAGAAGGGGAAAGACAGAAAAGGAAAUAAAAAGUAGAAGCCAGAGAUUGUCUAUGGUGGAUGUUGACAAGCCUGAAGGUGGCAUUUUUAUCAAUAGCAUUCUUAUUGGAGGAUUAUGCCAAAGUCAGUUUUACCUGGUUACCCACUGCUACUGUCAGUGCCUGUACCAAGACAAUGACUCUUCACUAGCAGACUUUGUAGCGGGGAAAUAACCUUGCAGAAUCAUUUUUAUUAUCAGCUGGCACUAAUUAAGAGUAGACACAAAAUUUCUACUUGGACUGUAGGAAUCCUUUAAUGGAGUGCAAAAUGACCAGUCCUAAUAAGUCUUAAUUUUUGUGGAAUAAGCAUAUCCAUGUUGUAUGUUUCCUCUCCUAUAUAUGUUCUGUGUGUUGCAAUUCUUUCCCUGAUCUCGUUUGUUUUAGUUCACAUACUGUUAUGUGUCAUUCUGCUGUGCUGAGAAAGAAACCUUAAUACCCUUGCAGAGGGAACACAACUGUUGUGAAUACUUGGUCAGGACAUCACAAUGUGAACAUUAGUUCUCUUUGAGCCACUUCUUAAAGCAGAAAACCAAGACUGCAGAUUAUUGAACCUCAGGAUCUAGAUGAAAUCAACAACAGCUGAUAGCAAAACCCCAGAAUAUAGGUAGAGAAUUUAUCAGGAAACAGAGCAAAGGAGUGAUUUUCACAGAAAAGAGGAAUCUACACAUAACCUUCUCACGAAUGACUUUUAUUGCUGUCUGUGACACUUUGCCAUUGGGAAACCGAAGAUCUGGAAUGAAUUGGUAAUUGGUAAGAGGGCUACGAGGAUGAUGAAGGGACUGGAGGGCAUGGCUUGUGAGGAGAGGCUGAGAGACUUGGGACUUUUUAGUCUGGAGAAGAGAAGACUGAGAGGGGAUUUGGUAAAUGUGAAUAAGUAUCUGAGGUCUUGUCAGAAGUGGGGAGACAGGUUCUGCUCACUUGCUCCCUGUGAUAGGACAAGGAGCAAUGGGUGUAAGUUGCAGCACAAGAGGUUCCACCUCAACAGAAGGGGGAACUUCUUUACUGUAAGGGUCCCAGAGCACUGGAACAGGCUCCCCAGAAUAGUUAUGGAGUCUUUUUCCCUGGAGACUUUCAAGGCCUGUUUGGAUGUGUUCCUGUGUGACAUGUGCUAGGUUGUGUGGUCCUGCUCUGGCAGAGGGGUUGAACUCGAUGAUCUCCUUGGGUCCCUUCCAACCCCUAACAUCCUGUGAGACUGUAAUUGCAGUAUGAAUUGGUAAUUGCAAUUUUCUGCUAAUUACAUGAACCAAGUUUUGAUAAGGAAUCAUUUUCAAAGCAAUGGACAGUGCAGUUCUUUUACUGAUCAGUAAGCAGAUCUUUGUCUGUGAAACAAGAUGGAAGGGUUUCUUUUGAAAUUAGAAUCCCACCUGUCAAUUUUCAGGGUAAUGUUAGUCACAUUUUCUCCCCUCUGUCAGCUUCUCUUGGAUUCAUGCUGCAGUAGAAGAGCUUUAAAUGUAAUCUGUUACUCAAAAUCUUUCUUCAUGAGAAUGAACAGGGAACUUGUGCACUGGGCAGUGGAGCACUUCAUAUCUCUUAUAAAAGAAGUAGAAUACGGAUGGGCUCUUGCUUUUCCAGAAACUAUUGGCUCACAGUGUAAUGGUGAACUGCAUGCAGAAAUUUGUUUUACCAAAACUAACUACAUUGCUAACAAGCCAAAAGAAUAAACUUUUUAUGCACAUGC